Molecule: messenger RNA, 312 nt
Organism: Porites evermanni
Lineage: Eukaryota; Metazoa; Cnidaria; Anthozoa; Scleractinia; Poritidae
Source: the annotation of a GenBank genome assembly
AUGCUGCACAGUCAAGAUUCAUUCUACGAGUUGGAGCAAGUAUUGAGAAGUUUACAAGAAAACUUUGAGCCCGGGAGCAAAGUAAUUUCCACAGAUCCUGUACCUCAUAAUGGAAGCGACGAGGACGUAGACGAAAAGGGGCCUAAAAAGUUACAAGAAAUCCCGGUAUUCAAAGUUGAGUUUUGCGAUGAGCUAUCGGUUGAGGAUAUAUUGAUGGAAAUAUUGCUGCAUCAACAACUUCAUACAUCUAAGGAAUACACAAUAAACGGUUUGAGUUUUAAGGUUGAUGUGCUCGACGACACGGAACUUUGA